AUACGCUGAAGAAGUGUGCACUGAGCAGCCUCCUCCCCCUGUUCAGUGCCCAAACCCCCUCUGCCCCGGGGGAGUUUGCUUUCCGCUUCCAGUCUUACUGGGGGCGGUUUCGUUUUGCCCCUUUUUGGGACUUUUGCUCCGCUGGCAAAGGAUGCGGGUUCGAAUCGUGGCUGCGGCGAGCUGGCGCGCAACAUCUUAGAAUUGGAAUCAUUUUUGUUCUCGCGCUCAACAACAUGGAGCUUGCACGGUCUUACGUCUCCUGCCUGGAUCUCUCCAUCCGUCAUUUUUGCGGAAGUGAAUGAGUGUUGUGGAGGGUUCGUGCCGGCAUGCCCGUGGCCGUGCGCGAAAAAGGGGGCAACAGUCAAGAAACGCUGGCACUUCUCCGCGUGCCCGAAACAAUAUCAGACAUGCAAAGGACCGUUUCUCCUGGCUGCAGCUUCCAUUCAACAUUUUUGUGAGAUCGAGGGAGAGUAUGGUGGCAUUGUGCAGCGGCGUGCGCCCUCGGCUGUCGCGCGUUCGAGCCGACGAGAGUAAGCAGGAGCGCAACAUUCAAAAACUGUUGGCCGCAUCUUCCCACACCUCAACAACAUUGAACAUGCAUAGGCUUAUUCGUCCUGGCGCGAGCUUUCUAUUCAUCAUUUUUGUGAAAUCGAACGAGCGGUGUGGACAUUGUGAGGCCGCAUGCGCGUACGAGGUCGUGCGUUCGAACGUCGCGGCCCACCCCAGCAAAGCCCUCCAUGCCCGGCAAAAGGCGAAAAAAAAAAGACAGAGCACAGUACGGACUCAUCUGAAGCCUCGCCUUCCCAUUCUUGCAAAGCGGUCUAUAUGCAGCCGCGAACGACGCUAGGGUGCUUGAUGCAAAGCCGGGCAGCGGUCUAUAUGCAGCCGCGAAC
Neohortaea acidophila is the source of this 893-nucleotide messenger RNA. RefSeq lists its product as uncharacterized. NCBI's taxonomy places the organism in Eukaryota, Fungi, Ascomycota, Dothideomycetes, Mycosphaerellales, Teratosphaeriaceae. The transcript has a single exon. The record is from RefSeq and is a predicted model, not a curated record. Bases 299 to 847 code for a protein of 182 amino acids.